AUGGCAAAAACACCCACAAGAAAUGUUUCAGCGGCUUUAUUGGAGCAAACAUCAGAAAGUGAUGAUCGAUUUGAUGAUUAUUCAUCAGAAAAUCCACUUGAUUUUACAGCUGGUAGUAUUCGUCCAAAUGAACAUGCUUUUUUUUCUGAUGUAACAACAAUGAAAGAAUUAGAAAACGAUCUUACGGAUUUAUUACAACGAUUUCGUGAAGGAACAUUGCUUGCAUUUAGCCCACAAUUUACAUGUACAAAAAUGGAUACGAUUCGAGAAACUCAAGAACAAUUGGCAAGAUUACAUUUUUCUUUAGACAAAGAUUUAUCAACAAUAAAUAUUGAAUCGGAUGAAUGUCAAAAGAAAGCAAAUGAAAAUAUGUCAUGUCUUAUGCAAAAAUUACAAAAACUAACUGAAGAAAUUGAAAAAUUACCUCAAAUGCCUUCUGAUCAUCCAGUUAAAAGUGGAACUGAAUAA
This is a messenger RNA of Rotaria sp. Silwood2, 468 nucleotides long. The record is from the annotation of a GenBank genome assembly. Lineage: Eukaryota; Metazoa; Rotifera; Eurotatoria; Philodinida; Philodinidae.